Astyanax mexicanus (Mexican tetra) is the source of this 3235-nucleotide messenger RNA. RefSeq names its product FES proto-oncogene, tyrosine kinase (gene fes). Bases 491 to 2992 code for a protein of 833 amino acids. The record is from RefSeq and is a predicted model, not a curated record. Gene Ontology annotation, biological process: cell adhesion; peptidyl-tyrosine phosphorylation; chemotaxis. The transcript is spliced from 19 exons. Lineage: Eukaryota; Metazoa; Chordata; Actinopteri; Characiformes; Acestrorhamphidae. Gene Ontology annotation, molecular function: non-membrane spanning protein tyrosine kinase activity; ATP binding.
AAACCCUUUAUAAAGGUAGUCUUUAUUUUAUUAUUAAGUGGUACCUAAAGUAGUAAGUUUUCAGUGAUAUUGUGAUUGUUUGAGAUGCAGUAGUGUGUGAGCUGGGCUGUUGUGGGUUAAUUAAACUGCAUUAUGCUGCUGCUGCUGAGUUCACUGUAGUGGAGCUAAACUGACUGACUGUUCUAGCUAGCUAAAUAUCAGCAGUACAGCGGGUAUUAUCUCAGAUAAACGCUCAGUAAUGAGCUGUGGGUGUGAAAUACUGGCGCUCAGGCUGCUGUAGGUCUGUCCGGGUCCUUCAGCUGAGCUAAUCCUCCACCUGACCGGCCGCUCUUCCUGGUUUAUUCUAGGCUGGGCUGCUGUAGUGAAACUGAAGAAACUGAAGCAGCGGCAGCGGGGCUGAACUGAGCGCUGAGCUCUGAGGGGUUUAAUGGACCUGAGGAGAGCGGCUUUUACUGCAGCACGAGGUUCUGCUCCAGCAGCUUGAGUGAAGAUGGGCUUUGGCGAGGAUCUGUGGUGCCACCAGGGCCACACUGCUCUGCUGCGCCUUCAGGACUCGGAGCUGCGGCUGAUGGAGGUGAUGAAGAAGUGGAUGGCCCAGAGGGCCAAGAGUGAUCGGGAGUUCUCCCUGCAGCUGCACCAGAUGGCAGCCAUGGUGGAGAAGUUGGAGGGCUCUCAACCUGGAGGAGGACUGGACUACAUCAGCCAACUCAAUAAGUCAUGGAACGUGAUGGUGAAUGAGACGGAAAACCUGAGCCGAAUUUUCCGGAAGCACUCGGAUGAUCUGAUGGUGGGUCCCCUCAGCAAACUCACCCUCCUGAUCCGAGACAAGCAGCAGCUGAGGAAGACCUACGGGGAGCAGUGGAACCAGCUGAACCAGGAGCUGUGCAGGGUGACCCAAACCGAGCUGGACCGCCUGAAGUCCAGUUACAGGCAGCUGGUGAGGGAUGCAGCCCUGGCCAAGAGGAAAUACCAGGAGGCCAGUAAAGAUAAGGACCGCGAGAAAGCUAAGGAGCGCUACAUCAAAGCCACACUGAAGCUUCACGAGCAUCACAACGAGUACGUGCUGUCGGUGAAGGCGGCUCAGGUGCACUACCAGCAGCACUAUGGGCAGAGCCAGCCGGCGCUGCUGGGAGCUCUGCAGACGCUGCAGGAGGAGAUGGUGCUCGUGCUGAAGGAGAUCCUGCAGGAGUAUUUUGACCUGUCCAGUCUGCUCCAGGAUGAGGUGGUGUCUGUUCACAAUGAGAUGGCCAGUGCCUUGAAAGCCAUCGAGCCUCACCGAGAGUAUGAAAGCUUUAUUCAGCAAAACAGGUCCAGAGCGGACGUGCCUCCCUGCGUGGAGUUUGACAGCAGUUUGCUGGAAGAGACAGAGCGCCUGAAGCCUGAAGAGCUGGAGCUGAAUGAGCUGACAUUGGAAGGGAUCCAGCACAGGCUCACCACCGUGGAGGAAGAGCUCCUCAGUCUGGCAGGCACUCUGGGAGCGCAGCAGGCCGCCGUCAACCAGCUGGAACUGGACCUGGAGGCCGAGGAGGGCUCAACCAACACGGGCCAGAGGGUGUACCAGUUCAGCAAGCGUAACGCUCUGGAGGACAGCCGGCAGCAGGUGGUGAUGUCCAUGGUGGGACGAGCCCGGCUGGAGGCCCAGCGGAGGCUUCUGGCUGAUAAACUGGAGAGCCUGGGCAGCCACGAGGCCCCAUCGGUGGGCCUGGAUGACGACCAAAUCUCAAUCACUUCCAGCACCUCUAGCGAGCGAGAUCGAGAGUACAGACUGCCCAGCAUGGACGGCAUCAUCAGCCACCUCAGCAGCCUGUUCAAACCCAAGUACAUGAGUAGUGUGUUUUACGAUGUUUCUCAGGUGCCCCCGGCUCUGUCUCCUGUUCCUGACGUGGAGAAGCCUCUGAGUCAGCAGGGCUGGUACCACGGGGCCAUCCCGCGCAUGGAGGUCCUGGAGCUGCUGAAGAAUGAUGGAGAUUUUCUGGUCAGGCAGAGUCAGGGCAAGCAGGAGUAUGUGCUGUCUGUGCACUGGGGUGGCCAAUGCCGCCACUUCCUCAUUCAGAACACAGAGGGUAUGUAUCGUCUGGACGGUGAAGGUUUCCAAACUGUGCCGCUGCUCAUGAACCACCUCCUCAAUUCGCACAAAAAUGUCACUAAGCGGUCGGACAUAGUGCUGAAAAAGCCCAUCCUGAAGGACAAGUGGGUCUUGGAGCACGAUGACGUCAUUCUUGGGCAAAGCAUUGGGCGGGGAAACUUUGGCGAGGUGUUCAGUGGCCGCCUACGUUCAGACAACACACCAGUAGCAGUGAAGGCCUGCCGUGAAAACCUUCCACCGGAACAGAAGAAUAAAUUCCUAAUGGAGGCCAGGAUCCUAAAGCAGUACGACCAUCCAAACAUAGUGCAGCUCAUUGGCGUGUGUACACAGAAGCAGCCCAUCUACAUUAUCAUGGAGCUGGUGCAAGGAGGAGACUUCCUCUCCUUUCUGCGAACAGAGGGACACAACCUGAGGCCAAACAUGCUGAUCAAGAUGGCAGAGAAUGUGGCGUCUGGCAUGGAGUACCUGGAGAGCAAGAAAUGCAUACACAGGGACCUGGCUGCUAGGAACUGUCUGGUUGGAGAGAAGAGUGUGGUGAAAAUAAGUGAUUUUGGCAUGUCCCGCCAGGAGCAGGACGGGGUGUACUCGGCCACCGGCGGCAUGAGGCAGAUUCCAGUCAAAUGGACCGCACCGGAGGCCCUCAACUACGGCCGCUACACCAGUGAGAGUGAUGUGUGGAGCUUUGGAGUGUUGCUGUGGGAGACCUUCUCCAGGGGAAUCACACCCUACACCAGCAUGAGCAAUCAGCAGACCAGAGACGAGGUAGAAAGAGGCUAUCGUAUGCCAGCUCCCACUGGCUGUCCAGACGACAUCUAUGCCCUCAUGUGUCGCUGCUGGCAGUACGACCCCAGGCAUCGCCCUUCAUUCCAAAAAAUCAGGGCAGAUCUACAAUCUCUUUGCCAAUGACACACACACACACACACACACACACACACACACACACACACACACAAACACACACACUCCCCAAAUCGGUGCACAGUAUGCAAAAUGUGAGUGUGCCUUCAAAGAAUACACUGUGUUUAUGAACAGAGCUCAUGUGCUGUCAUUUCAAAUGUGAUGCUUUUACUUUUGUAAUGUAUUUAAAAUUGAAUUGUUGCUGUCUUAACUUAUGAUCACAGUAUGAGAAAAUAAACAGUGUAAAAAUUU